This is a messenger RNA of Lachancea dasiensis, 900 nucleotides long. The record is from the annotation of a GenBank genome assembly. NCBI's taxonomy places the organism in Eukaryota, Fungi, Ascomycota, Saccharomycetes, Saccharomycetales, Saccharomycetaceae.
AUGCCGGGGCAGGAAUUUGUCAAUGCCUUUGCAGAGUGGCAAGCUGACGAUUUGAUUCAAAACUGUUUGAAUUGCCAGAUACGAUUUACCUUUCUGGUUCGCAAACAUCAUUGUAGAUGCUGUGGUGGGAUCUUUUGCGCCAACUGCAGUGAUAAAUUUCUUUGGUAUAAGAAACGCAGAGUAAAAGUGGUGAAGCGCAAAGAUGAAAUGGAAGCCAAUGAGAUCCCACCUCAUAGGACUUGCAUUCCAUGUAGUGAGAAUUUGGUGCAAAUGCGGUUGGUUGUUACAAAAUGGGGUGACAGAAGUAGCAUCUCACAGGCAGCAGUCGAUAGGAUCAAUACCAGAUCCCAUCGUAAUCGGGUUGUUAGCGACCUUGGUGCUGAACCUACGAUAAGUGCUCCUAGCUCAUCUUCGGCUUCAUCUAUUCAAGCUAACGAAGUUGCAAAGAUCACAAGCUCAACUGAGGAUCCUCGCGUGGUAGAUCAGGAUGCUUAUAGGUGCCCUAUUUGCAACCUGGAUCUGUUCAAGGUCGCAGAGCCAGAGUCAAUCGAACACAUUCAGCAUUGUAUUUACAAUGCGGAGCUGACACAACAGCACCGUCCAAUGCAUGGCAUUUUGUCUAGUUCCGCCAAGCCGCCACUUCCGCACAACAGAAUGCUAGUUUACACAAUACCACCGGGCAUGAGUGGAUCGGGAUCCCCCAAUUUGGAAAAUAGUGAGUGCCCCAUAUGUUUCGAGGACAUGAAAACGGGCGACAAAGUAGGAAGGUUGGAAUGCUUAUGUGUGUUUCAUUAUGAUUGCAUCAAGAGCUGGUUCAAAAAAAAAUCUCAAAAAGCUACUGCCACAUCUGCGAAGAUAGCUAACAAAAAUUUUUGCCCGCUGCACGAUGCGGUUUUUUGA